CAGAAAUGGAGCCAACUGAGAAAGAAUCUUUGCAGGAAACAGCAGCAGCUGUAGACCCAGAAGUUGAAGAACCAACCCAGGAAAAAGAAUCCAAGAAGAGAUUUUCUCCUGAUAAUGCCAAACUAAUGCAGGAGGCCAUCUCAAAACUAAUGAAGGAUAACCCGAUUGCUCACAAGAAACUUGAAGAGUUCAAGGAGAUGCAGCCAUUGUUCCAACCUCAUGCAUUCUGGGAUACCCAGCCAGUCCAAAAAGUAACAGAGACCAUGGGCAGAUCUAAAGUAACUCCUGGCCCAAUUGAAGAGAAGAAGAAAGAUGAAAUCGAUACUGAACCAAUCAAACUGGCAGAUGGAUUCGAAUGGUGCAAGAUUGAUAUUCAUAACGAGGAGCAUGCAAAGGAGCUCUAUGACCUACUCAAUAAGCACUAUGUUGAAGAUGAUAAGGGUUCAUUUAGAUUUGAUUACACUAUUGACUUCCUUAAAUGGGCUCUUUGCCCUCCAGGUUAUAAGCCUAAAUGGCAUAUUGGUGUCAGAGCUACUAAGAGCCAAAAAUUAUUUGCGUUCAUCUCAGGAAUUCCGGUAAAUUUAAAUAUCAUGGGAGAAGAAGUUAAAUCAAGUGAGAUUAAUUUCUUAUGCGUCCACAAAAAGCUUAGAUCUAAACGUCUUUCCCCCAUACUGAUUAAAGAAGUUACCAGGAGAAUCAACAGGACUGAUAUCUGGCAAGCUAUCUAUACCUCUGGGACUCUCAUUCCAAAGCCAUUCUCUGGCACACUCUACUACCACAGACCAUUGAACUACAAGAAGCUCGUAGAUAUUGGCUUCAGCAAGAAGACUAAGCAUUUUACUGCCAAGAAAAAGUUGUACAGCCUCCCAGAUGAACCAGAAACUCUCGGAUUCAGGAAACUAAGAAAGAAGGAUAUUAAGAAAGUUUACCCUCUGGUCAAGGAAUACCUUUCGAAGUUCAAAGUGUCUAUGAGCUUCAGUCCUGAAGAAGCAGUCCAUUACCUCAAUUAUAGAGAAGGAGUCAUCUAUAGUUACGUAGUUGAGGAUCCUGAGACUAAGGAAAUAACUGAUUUUGUCUCCUUCUAUGCCCUCAACUCAUCAAUCCUUGAUAAUGAGAAGUAUGACCUAAUGAAUGUAGCUUACUGCUGGUAUCACUGCAGCACAAAGACCCCUAUAGAGAAAUUGCUAAAAGAUGCCACAAUCAUGGCUAAAAAUGAGGGUUUCGACCUCUUCCAGAUGCUCAAUGUCAUGGACAACGAAGCCGUAAUGGAAGAGCUAAAGUUCAUCCAAAGUGCUGGAAAUCUCCACUACUACCUCUUCAACUACAGAUUGCCAAGCAUCAAGCCUGAAGAUAUUGGAAUUGUGCUGGUGUAAAUACAAGGAACUGCCCUAUUCAUCCCAGAGUUCUUUGAAUUAGUUAAAGAGCAAAAUAUUCAAC
Messenger RNA from Moneuplotes crassus, 1437 nucleotides. Lineage: Eukaryota; Ciliophora; Spirotrichea; Euplotida; Euplotidae. The record is from the annotation of a GenBank genome assembly.